This is a messenger RNA of Homarus americanus (American lobster), 3299 nucleotides long. RefSeq names its product mitochondrial potassium channel ATP-binding subunit-like. Bases 274 to 2418 code for a protein of 714 amino acids. Gene Ontology annotation, cellular component: membrane. Gene Ontology annotation, biological process: transmembrane transport. Lineage: Eukaryota; Metazoa; Arthropoda; Malacostraca; Decapoda; Nephropidae. The record is from RefSeq and is a predicted model, not a curated record. Gene Ontology annotation, molecular function: ATP hydrolysis activity; ABC-type oligopeptide transporter activity; ATP binding. The transcript is spliced from 17 exons.
GCGGUAGUUGUUUACACACACCAGCUGAGCCUGAGGACUGUGGCUGUAACCUUACUACAGUAACGGGGUUGUGUAAGCCUGAGGACCACACUACCGGGGUUGUGUAAGCCUGAGGACCACACUACCGGGGUUGUGUAAGCCUGAGGACCACACUACCGGGGUUGUGUAAGCCUGAGGACCACACUACCGGGGUUGUGUAAGCCUGAGGACCACACUACCGGGGUUGUGUGACUAAGAGAGUAAGCUGCAGGGAGAGUGAAGGUGUCCAACAGGAUGAUCAUGUGGAGGAGUGCAUCCAGGCUCACACACAUGGUGACAAGACAGGGCCUCAGUUCACCAAGACAACUCCAGAUGUCUUUGAUCCGUGGGAAAACAGGAAAUCUCACUCCUCUUUUACAUAAGACAUUGGUCCGUCCAGUCCAUGCGAUGAGAAGCCAAGCUGCCCAUGCUCGUGAUGGCUGCUCUGUCACCUUCAUCAUCAAAUUAGCGCUGAGUGGAGGUACUCUUCUGGGUGUAAAGGUUUUAACCUCUCCAUUAAGGGUGGAAUGCAAGGCAAGCCAGCGAGGACAAGAGAUACAUGACAGACUACAAGGAUCAGAGGAAAGUGAGGACUCUAAAGAUCCUCCAUUUGAUUGGCUUGCCUUCUGGCAGUUACUGAAGCCUCAGCUGCAUUACUUCUUGGCUGCAAUGGGGAGUGCCCUAAUUGUUGCCUUGGCCAAUGUUCAGGUGCCAAUUCUUCUGGGAGAUGUUGUCAACGUGGUAGCAAAUUUUACAAGUGAAGCAACAAAUGAAGGAAGAAACUAUAUGCAAGAAAUUUCUGCUCCUUCUGUUAAACUGCUUCAGUAUUAUGUUGCUCAGGCCAUCUUCACCUUCUCAUACAUAACUUUUUUAACAAGGAUGGGUGAGCGUAUGGCAGACAAUCUCAGGCAGCAGCUCUUUACCUCUCUCCUUGAACAAGAUAUUGCUUUUUAUGAUCACCACAAGACAGGAGAACUUGUGAACAGGUUAACUGCUGAUGUACAAGACUUCAAAAGUUCCUUCAAAAUGUGUAUAUCUCAAGGCCUUCGUAGUGUCACUCAGAUUGUGGGUUGUGGAGUUUCCAUCUACAUGAUCUCCCCACAAAUGGCAGGGUUGACUGCACUCUUAGUACCAGUCAUUAUUGGGACUGGUACUGCAUUAGGAAGCCUUCUGCGUGACGUCUCUCGGGAAGCACAGCACCAGGUUGCCCGAGCGACAGGUGUUGCUGACGAAUGUCUUGGUAACAUGCGAACUGUUCGAGCAUUUGCUAUGGAGGAUGCAGAGAAAGACCUAUUUGCCAGAGAAGUAAAUAAGUCAAGGCAGCUUAAUGAACUCUUGGGCCUUGGUAUAGGGAUCUUCCAGGCUGGAUCAAAUCUUUUCCUGAAUGGAAUAGUGAUGGGAACCCUGUAUGUUGGAGGCAGACUAAUGUCCAACAAUCAAAUUAAACCAGGUGAUCUAAUGUCUUUCCUGGUGGCUUGUCAAACCAUUCAGCGGUCCCUAGCUCAGCUCGGCAUUCUCUUCGGAACUUAUGUCCGCGGCAUCAGUGCUGGUGCACGGGUCUUUGAGUAUGUCAGUCUGGAUCCAACAAUACCUGUAAGAGGUGGAAAGGUAAUCCCAUACCAUUCUCUAAUGGGGAACAUUGAGUUCAGAAAUGUAUCAUUUGCUUAUCCUUCAAGACCUGAUCAGGAAGUGUUACGCAACUUCAAUUUACGCAUCCCAGCUGGUCGGGUCGUGGCUCUGGUUGGAGCGUCAGGAGGCGGCAAGUCUACCGUUGCUCAGUUGAUGGAGAGAUUUUAUGAUGUGAAGAAUGGCUCCAUAACAAUUGAUGGACUUGAUCUUCGCUCUCUGGAUCCCUCCUGGCUACGUGGCCGUGUUGUUGGAUUCAUCAACCAAGAGCCAGUGUUGUUUGCCACAUCCAUUAAGGAAAAUAUUCGCUAUGGAUAUCCAGAUGCUACUGAUGCAGAGGUAAUAAAUGCUGCAAAAACUGCAAAUGCCCACGAAUUCAUUACGUCUUUUCCAAGUGGCUACGACACAGUGGUCGGAGAACGUGGUGUGACAGUCUCUGGAGGGCAGAAACAGCGCAUUGCUAUUGCCCGCGCCCUUCUUAAGAAUCCAAGGAUACUGGUCUUAGAUGAAGCAACUAGUGCUCUUGAUGCAGAAUCCGAGGCUGUGGUCCAAACAGCUCUAGAAAGCUGUAUUGAAGGACGCACUGUACUUGUUAUUGCUCAUCGACUGUCUACCAUCCAGAAUGCUGAUGUUAUUGCAGUCAUGUCUCAUGGAAGACUGGCAGAGAUUGGCACUCACGAAGGGCUUAAGAAACUUGGGGGAAUUUAUGCUGACUUAAUCCGCCAACAACAAAAAGAAGAAAAAUCUAACAAGAAAAGUUCAAGAGAGUUAUAACAAUAGGAUUCCCUAGUUGGUUGAUUUGUAAGUUUAUAUUAGGAUUUGUUACUCAGGGUAAUGUCUUAUGAAUUUGAGUUUAUUAUAUUCUAGGUUUUGUUCAUAAAUGUAUUUUACUGUAAUGUACUUUACUUGUAUAGUAAUUUUGGAUAAUAAUCUUGUCUUGUUCUUUGAUUAUUUAUAAGCAAAAUAGUGUUUUGAACUGUACUUAUUUUGUUGGUUACUCUGUUGCUGCUGAACCAAGUGAAAAGAAGUUUUAAAGUCAUUUAUUGGAGAAAGAAAACUGCAUCAGAGGAACUAUGGGAUGUACAGGGGAAUUGUUGUGCAGAUAUUAUUAUAUGGGCUUUAAGCACAAGGUUGUGGAGGUAUGAGGUAGGCCAAAUCACUAGCAACAGAAAUGACAUCAUUUAUCAGGGUUUGCUCAGGUGGUGUGCACAUAUGAAGAGGAUAGAAAGCAAUUUUUUUUUCUUUAAUAUGUAUAUAAUUCAGGGAUAGAUGAAAGAUUGGGUGAAGGAUGUAUUAAGAGUGAGGGAGUGGACAUCAAGGAAGUAGUGGUGUGUAUAAUUGACUGGGAUCAUGUUGUCCACGUCUGGUGAUUGUUGGAGAAGGAUGUACGGCUGAGGGAUGAUGCUGAGGUUAGGUGAAGCAACAGAUGUAAGACAAAUAGAUAUCUCAGACCAUAUUGUGGAUGGGGAAACCAUUGUACUGUAGAACACAUUUUUUGCAACAAUUAAGAAUGAAUAGAUGACAGCAAAUGAAGGGAGUAUCUGUGUGUACAUAAUAAUAAUAAUGAUUAACGGUUUAUUGAAAAAGUUCAGCAGCCCCAAGGCUAAAAAUAUACAUUAGACAAAAAUGACUUAUUCAUACAAAGACAUGGGGUA